UCAAAAGUCCUGAGUCCAAACUGAUGAUUCUGAUGGCUCAAAUUAGCAUCCCUUUUUCAAUUGUAAACGUGGCCACUGACCGUCAGGCCAGAAAGGAGGAGUGGAAAAUCAUGCAAAACUGCUUAUAGGAUGCUAGCUAAAAUCCUUCAGGUCAGUCGACCCAUCUCUGGACUCCAAAGGUAGAAAUGUUAAACUGGCUAUGUUGUUUUUCACAACUCCCUCCUAUUGUAUGAUAUUUCAAUUAGAUAUCCACAGAAACAAUAGCGAAAUCUUUUUAAACACUGUUUUUGUAACAUGUUAUAGUUUAUUUCCUAGUUCAUUUACAGAAGACAUGGCUACCGCAGAUCUACGUAUGUGGCAGUGUCAUUUCUUCUUUAUUGUUGAUAUUUUUUCUCGUAAUUUAACUAAACAUCUUUAUUCUUUUCAUCAAGUGACCCAAGUACUCAACCAUAAGAGACAACGCUGAAAAAACAAUUGUCUUAUAUACUUUUACAUCAGAAAUGGGUUAAAAUCUUCACUCAAACUGAGAUUCUGAAAGUGUCACCAGUUAAUCCAGGUGUGCAUCCUAAAGCCCGGGAUAUCCGUUAGAUCAGAAUCAAUAACGGCAACGCUCCCUCGAUGCUUGCGACAUCUGUGGCAUUUUGCUGUGAGACAAAAGUGCACAUUUCAGAGUGGCCUUUUAUUGUGGGCAGUAUAAAGUACACCUGUGCACUAAUCAUGAUGUCAGAGCUGCAUCUUGACGUGGUACACCUGUGAGGUGGGAUGGAUUAUCUCAGCAAAGCAGAAGUGCUCACUAUCAAACAUUUAGACAGAUUUGUGGAAAACAUUUGAAAGAAAUGGUAAUAUUGUUUAUCUAGAAUGAAUUUUAGAUCUUUCAGUCCAUCUCAUGGAAAAUGGGAGCAAAAGCAAAAGUGUUGCGUUUAUAUUUUUGUUGAGUGUAUCUAUGUCCAGGCCCCUUAUAUCUCAAUAAAACCGGAAGCAAUUCCAGUUGCUGGAUUGAUUUGUAAAAUUCCAGAAUUUUACAAAUCUGGAAUUGUAAAAUUCCAGAUUUUGCAUAACUAAUGCAUUCAACUAUGUAUACUUUAAUGUCGGUAUAACAUUAAUACAUGUGUAUGUGGCAGCUUUAUCAAUGACUCAAAAACUGAAAAAAAAAAAUGAAAAGUGAAAUGUUGCACAAAUAUUCUUUGCUAACUUAGGGACUUUUGAGUCAAAUAAAAUGGUGUUGGCCAAAAUCGGUAUCGGAAAGUCAAGCUUUUUAAUUAAAAAUCAGUGAUCGGGCAAAAAACCACACAUGACCUCUUAAGACUAAUGUAUUAAUAAGAAUAAAACUAAUAUAUUUAAAUAGACAUUGCUUAAAUUUUCUUUAGUUUUUGGUUGGAAAACAAAUAAUUCUCACAUUUUUAAAACUCAAAACUUUCUGAUAAUGAUUUGCUAUACGAAGUUUUAAAAGGUUAAAAUAUUUUUUUUCGUGGUGUUCCUGAACGCAAUUUCCCCAAGCUCAGACUUAAUCUAAUUUUUCAACCUAGGUUUCUUUGUUCAUAUUUUUAAUGGAUUUGACUCUUUGCAGUCGCUAAAUCAUCGUUUUAAUUACAAAAAACUUCCCAUUUUACUACUAUUAAUAAGAAAAACGUUAAAAUUAGUUUUAUAACAACGUUCAAAUAUUAUUUUUCCUACUUUACUUAAACGCAGCAUGAGACAGCCGAGUUUGAGACCUCUGUUGCGGCUGCGCAAAUUGUUUUUUCCCGGAAACUCCUCGGUUGUUUUGAUGUCGGCUGGUUUUGUAGUCAUUUAUCAUAAGGAGAAGCAGAACUUUUCCCUAGUCUGUUUAGUUGUGUUUUACUGGAAAUAACACGCAGAAUAACCUUUAAAAUGGGCAGUCGAAGUUGAUUAAGGAAACUGUGCGGUGAAUGAAGGUAAACAUUUACUUAAAGCAGCGAUUAGCUGUCCUGUUCACUGGCUAGCAGAGAGCUCUUUACUCUAUCAUCAAAGUUGGGUUCAACAUGGAUUGUACAGCGCUGGAAGUCGACGCUUUCAAAUUCGCGAAAACUGCUGUAACCUAUGACCAGAAUGCCAAAUAUAAUGAGGCUGUGUUUUAUUAUAAGGAGGCAGCCCAGGCUCUGAUAUAUGCAGGCAUGGCGGGGUCCAAACUGGAGGGGCUCCAGGACAAAGUGAGUGAAUACUUGGACCGUGUUCAGGCUCUCCACAAUGCAGUCCAGUCCCAGAAGAGCGACCCGCUGAAAUCCCGCCAUCAGGUGGAUCUGGAGCGUGCCCACUUCCUGGUUACUCAGGCCUUUGAGGAAGAUGAGAAGGGGAAUGAUGAUGAAGCUAUAGAGCUGUACACUCAGGCAGUGGAACUGUGCAUCAAAACGUCAAACGAGUCAUCUGACCAAAAUCUUCAGAUGAAGCUGAAGCAGCUGGCUCGUCAAGCCUUGGACAGAGCGGAAGGUCUUAAAGAGUCGCAGUCCAAAUCAAACUCGGCACAGUCUCAGGACAGAACGAAGCCCAGCAGCGGCUCUGGUUCUGGUGGACCGGUGCGUCAGUUUUUCCCCCUUGGGCCAGACUUCUCCCUCCAUGACCGACAGCAGCCUCAACCAAUCAGAGCGGUCCAGUCAAGUGAGCCCCAGGGUCAGCGGUACACAUCGGAGGAGAUCGAGGUCCUCAGGAGUACAUCUACAAUCAACGGCAUCGCCUAUGUGCCCUUUAUGAGUGUGGACUUAAAGGAACGAUUUGCCUUCCCUGUGCCCUUCUCGGACAAAACCGGGAAACUCGCCCUGUCACCCAAACAGAAAGCCAUUUUCUCCCGCUGGGUUCGACCAGACGAGAUCUGCAAUAAUCCCACCAUGAUCAUGUCUGUGUCCAGCUUCAGCAUCAAACAGACGGUGGUCUCUGACUGUUCAUUUGUGGCUUCACUGGCCAUCAGUGCAGCUUAUGAGAGGCGUUACAACAAGAAACUCAUCACCAGCAUAAUCUACCCUCAGAACAGGCGAGGGGAGCCAGAGUAUAAUCCCUGUGGAAAGUACAUGGUCAAACUUCACAUCAACGGAGUGCCCAGAAAGGUGAUUAUUGAUGACUACCUGCCGGUGGAUCGUAACGGAGAGCUGCUCUGCUCCUACUCUAGUAACCGGAAUGAGUUAUGGGUUUCCCUGAUAGAGAAGGCCUACAUGAAGGUGAUGGGAGGCUAUGAUUUCCCUGGCUCCAACUCGAAUAUUGAUCUGCAUGCACUCACCGGCUGGAUCCCUGAGCGCAUUGCUAUGCACUCUGACAAUCAGUCAUUCAACAAGGAAGACACCUUCCGCAUGCUCUUCCAAAGAUUUCAUAGGGGUGAGGUUCUCAUCACCACGGCAACAGGAGUGAUGACUGAGGAGGAAGGGGAGAGAUGGGGCUUAGUGCCAACACAUGCCUAUGCAGUUCUUGACAUCAGGGAAUACAAGGGAAUGCGUUUCCUGCAGCUGAAAAAUCCGUGGAGUCAUCUGCGGUGGAAGGGGCGCUACAGUGAGCGAGAUGAGAAAAACUGGACUCCAGAGCUCCUUAAAUACCUCAACUUUGACCCCAAGACAGCACAGAAGUUUGAUAACGGGGUUUUCUGGAUUUCAUGGGAGGAUCUUUGUCAGUACUAUGAUGUCAUUUAUCUAAGCUGGAACCCUGCACUGUUUAAGGACUCCUCCUGUAUUCACAGUAGCUGGGAUGGGAAGCAGGGACCUGUGAAGGACGUCUACAGCCUCGCAAAUAAUCCUCAGUACAAACUGGAGGUCCAAUGUCCAGCAGGGGGAGCCGCUGUGUGGGUGCUGCUCACCAGACACAUCACAGACAAGGACGAUUUUGCUCAAAACAGGGAGUUUAUCACACUGGUUGUUUACAAGACAGAAGGCAAGAAGGUUUACUACCCAGCCGACCCUCCUCCUUACAUCGAUGGGAUCCGCAUCAACAGUCCUCACUAUCUGACCAAGAUACGGCUGACCUCUGCAGGAACACACACCUUCACACUCGUGGUUUCUCAGUAUGAGAAGCAGAACACCAUCAACUACACUCUGCGGGUGUACACUGGAUGCAAAUUCACUUUCGCCAAAAUCCCAAAUCCGUUCACCCACACUAAAAGGAUCAAUGGCCAGUGGAAAGGAGUCAGCGCCGGCGGUUGUGGGAACUACAAGGACUCGUACAAAAACAACCCCAUCUACCAAAUAAACCUGGAGCGGCCCGCCCCCCUGCUGGUGGAACUGCGUGGUUCCAGGCAGUACAGUGUCGGGUUUGAGAUGGUAACCGUGUCAACGGUGGGUGAUCCAGGAACGGCUUCCUUUCAGAAGAAGAACAGUGGAGAUUACAGAUGCGGUUUCUGCUACAUGGAGUUGGACCACGUCCCAGCAGGCAUCUACAACGUCACCCCCACCACCUUCUUGCCUAAACAGGAAGGACCUUUCUUCUUGGACUUUGCCAGCACUUCCCCCCUCAAAGUCUCCCAGCUCCAGUGAAGACAGAGUGCAGGACAAAAAACCAAACAUAAAAAGGGGAGGAAGGUAACGAAGAGAGGAAGGCAUUAUGGGAUCUUCAUAGGACUGCAGUUUAAAAAUGAGCAAAAUAAUGAGCGCUUCCUGCAGCUCCAGGAGUUCAGAAAGUGACUUCUGCUUUACUUCCCCUGCCUUCACACAGUGCAGCCUCUCCAAGUUUAAAUUGGCAGAUGGUGGGUAUGAAGUUCUCUGUUAAAUGAACCAAGAAUAAUGCAUAGUUCUAUGAAAAACAAGGUUUGAUAAACUAUUAUUAAUAAUAAUCUAAUCACGGGACACAAGACAUUGGCAUGAAAACACAAAUGCAAAGUAGUUGCUACCCUGGUCAGUUUAUGUUCACUCAUCAUUGGCAUGGAUGUCAAAACACUUUUGGUCUUUUUAUGAGACAUUUGAACUUUUUUUUCCCAGAGUGGAAUAAUUACACAACAUACUUUACAGUGGCUUUUAUUUAUUUAUUUUUUUUUUAUGUGAAUCAAGUCCACAGUUUAUUUUUUACUUUUUCCCUAAUCCACAGAAAUUAAAUUAUUUAUAUACACUCCACUAAUAUUUGAAUACAUUUCAGAGAAACCAACAAGAUCUUGAAAUAAUUCUGGGUGAAUAUUGAUCUUUUUCUUCUUAUCUGCUGAAUUACACCGCUCUCAUUCAGAAACAACCAAUCAGAGCCGGGAGGUGUGUCUUAGUGCUGCUAAUCACCCUUGUGUACACGCUGCUCACACUGUCCCUCUAGCUCACCACAAGGAGCUAGUUAGCAUGGUUAUUGGUGAUGGAUGAUACAGAUUUUCUGUAAUGUUAAGUUGCUUCUCCACCAGUUGCACAUUGAGCAAAGCUUGCAUAAGGUUGAUCGACUGUAUCAGGACCUUCCUCCAGGCUCUGAUUGGUUGUUUCUGACCGGGAACGGUUUAUUUCUGCAGAUGGCAGUAGAAGCACUGGCAUGAGCUUUCACAAAUUAUCUCACAUGUUACAAACAAAUAUGUGCGAGAAAACAUUGUUCACAAAAUUUAACACUGCAGCUUUAAGAUAGUUGUAUUAUUUAUUUCAAUAGAAUAAUCACACACUGGAAAAUUAAAUGCAGGUAUUUAACAAUAAUUGAUAAAGAAGAUUUUUUGACCUCCCUUCCCUGCGUUCUUGUUUCCAUUUGGAGACUUGAAAACAUCAACACAUAUCUUUCUUGGUUUUUUUUUUCUGUCUUUCCUGUUUUUUUUAAGAGUGGCUAAGAAAAAUGGGUCUCAUGCCAUAGUUUAGACCCAAGGAAAACAGGAAUGGAAGUGUUUCAGUUAUAUUUAUAUAAUAUGGGGGGAUUUUUCAAUGUGAGAUCAAUCUACAACAAUAAAAAAUGAAGGAUUUCACACAUGUAUGUAUGUGUGCUUUAAGUACAUUUGUAAAAUGAUUGCCAAGUUACUGAAUGUGUCCCAACAUCACAGUUUGGUUCUAAAGUUCCUAAAGCUCGUGAGGUCACUUUACUUCUGCUUCUACAGGACAAAAAACAAAACAAAAAAUGUUUCCUUGAGUUAGUUAUCAAAUCAGUCGACCAUGACUUAAAAUGAUAGAGAAAAACCUGAUGAGAUGGUAACAUAUUGUAAAGUGUUUCCACCAAUUGGCUGCUAACAAUGUCACAUGGCAGGAAAUGUUCUUCUUCUUCUGUACCUUGUUGUGGUUUUUAAACUCAGGAGCAGCACAGGGAAUCCAGCAUGGCGGCAUCUGAAUGAUGCCUGCUCUUUGUGUCUCAGUGUGGUGCUGAGUGAUUCUUCACUGCAGCACCUGCUUCUGGCAGGUGUCACUGUACUGUAUGUGUUCUACCUGAGUCUUUAUUGCCAAGUAUCCAUGCUCUGUUUAUCUUUGCUGCACUUUUUUCAUGUUUAUCAUGAAACUACAGCAGUGGAGGAAAUUAAAAUGUGAUUUUCUCUCAAACAACCUGGUCAGAUAAAUAUCUGCUGCUCACCGGGAGAAUAAGACUUGGAUCUGUUCUUUAUGUUAUACUGGAUUUCACUCAAUUAUGACUUCAUCAAUGAGUGAAUAUUAUUAGACUCACUGGAGUUUAGUGCAGCUGAGAUUAUUUUUGACUUUUGAAACUGAAAAAGUGGAUUUAGGACAAAUUCUUCUCCAUUUUGGUGAAUUGAAUUUGCUAAACUUUUGUGGCAUCAGUAGCUCCAUCACAGCAAGGCAUACUGUGAUACUGCUAAACUCCAGAAAUACUUUUAAGUGGAUGAAAUGGGUUUAAUUUUAUUUUCAAUUUUAAAAGGCAGAAUAUUGUGACACUAGGGAUUACUGGUUACUCAAAAAAAUGUUUAAACAUUUUCAAGGAAUGGCAAGUCAUAUUAUAUAACUCGUCAUUAGUUUUAGAUCUGCACAGAUGAUUCUCACAUAUUCUGUGCUUUCGGUUAUCAUGACCUUUCCAUUCAGACUCAUUAAAUUUCCCAGAAUGCUGUGCGCCAAAUGCUGACUAUAAUAUUUACCAUACAGCAUAAAACUGACUUUUGUUGACCACAACAUUCUGCUGCUUUAUACUCAAGUUGUUUUAAAGGUUUAAACCCAUAUUUUUGACUCACCAUGUGCCACCAUGUGCAGUAGUAUGACUGGCUGUAAAUGGAAUGUUGGCUGGGCUGUUAAAGGGUAAAAUAAUAUUUUUUACAUGUUUCUUUGAAUUGUCCAUUAUCCAGAACUUCUGUGUACCAGUUGAUACAUAAUUUAUUGUCAUAAAAGCCAUUUUUCUCUGUCAUUCUAUUUUAUUUCUUUGAUUUGUUUACCAGUGAAGUGGUCUACAAAUGCAGCAGGACAAUCUUGUACCAGCCUGUUGUAUGAAUGUUGAUGUAAUGUUUGCAGAACUUGCACUAAAUGUUGAGUAGACUAAUGUGAUUUACUCAAAGUUUAAAUACAGGGAAAUGAUUAUAUCAGUUUCUGCCUCCAAGUUACUCAAUACAGGAUGCAUUUACCUACUUUGUUUAUAAAAAGUUCAUUCAUCCAUCCAUUUUCUUUACAUCACAACAUUUCACUGAAUUUGAGGUCAUUUUAAUCAUCCUGUUGUUGAUUUCCUGCUAUCUAUGGACUCUGUCUCCUGUUGCAAUACCUAAUUUUGUCCAGGUUUCAAAAACAGAAACAUUAAUGGAUGCUUUCAGAUCUGUGUUUUGUAAAGCUUUGUUCCACCAACUUUCGCCAUUACUGAGUUCGGUUUAGGAACUACAAUAAGAAAAUAUAAUUAUAUACAUAUAUUUUUUUUAGCUUUUUUGCCUUUAGCGGUCAUUAAUUAAGUGUAAAAAAUGCGGGAUGCUACUGUUCUAAAAUUAUUUGUAAAAUACAUUUUUACAUGCUUCAGCAUCGUGUAUUAGCAAUUAGCAUAGCUAGCAUUAUUACAACAGUGGUUUCUGUGUGUAAGACCCUUACCUGAACUCCAAGACUUUAAAAAUUCUGCAAACAUUUCUAAAUCCAGCAUGUUUCAUCACUGGUGAAUUUUAAAACCUUGCAAAGACUAAACUAGGCUACAUUGUAAUAAGUUCAGUGAUCUUGUUAUUACUCUCAGCCUGAAUUAAACACGUCAGUAAAUAGAAAUACUGCUUUCAAGCCGCUAUCUGAUUAUUCUUUUUUAAAAUUCUUAUUUAACUGGGAAAGUCCCAUUGGAAUUAAGAAGUUAUUUUUGUAUCAUUUUGCUUUCUGAUAAUAUAAAAAGUUAACUUUCAGUUAUUUUCACACAGUAACAACAUCCCCACUGAAGAGUUAGUCUCACUUAGGAACCCUUUAGGACUUAAGUAAGGGUUCACACACAGGAGAAAGAUGAGUUUUUUUUUCACGUGUGACUGACCUGUCAGGCUGGUAAACAAUGUAUUCAUCCCAGUGUGUAUUUUGUUUCUGACAAAUGAUCUCAUAUUUUACUUCGGAAUGCAUGUUGGUUCUAAGUUAGAAACAUAAACAAUUGUCUAAAAUUUAUCUGUUAUUUCUUUGCACUUCUUGAUGUGACAUCUGGGAAAAUUCCAAACUUUUUCAUAAAUAUUAGUCACUGAUUAACCUUUCCAACUAUUGAGUGGUGGACUUCAGACCCAUUCCCAGAUUAUCAACACCACCAGUGAUUUCUUAAAGAUUUUUUUCUCUAAUCUUUGAUACUCAGUUAAUGCAAACCUUGAUUUCAUAGAGGUGCUUACACUUACCAAUGUUUAGCCAUUCAAGCCAAAUUGAUUAGCUGCACCUGCUUUACUCAUUUUUUUCAUUUGAUUCCAAUAGUUUCCAUAAUUUUGCAAAUAAACUAGCUCACUGUAGUUUUUCUUACAUCCACGUACCUUCCAGAUGGUCACUUUUAACUGUGAAACAAUAUAUAUAUAUAUAUAUUUUUUUUUUUUUUUGCUUUAAUUGAUAUAAAAGUUAUGCAACAAUAAAAUUGUUAUCGACAUCAGCUGAUUGGAGCUGAGAAGUUUAGCAAGUUUAGAGUUUAGUUUAUUUCAGAUUUGCUGAUGUAAACACUGUUAGGUAAGUCCAUGAUUUUUUCUUUCCUGGUAUGUUUACUAUUGGUUGACAAUAUUUCAGCUACUGUUCAUUUUGUUUUUUUGAUAGAAAUGUCAUAAAAUUUCUCCAAACAAUUGAACUGAAUUUUCUUGCAGAACCACAUUUCUGCAAAGCUACCUAAAAUCUGCUAUUUUUUUGUGGCAGUUUGUCCUAAGUCUGAUAAUGACAUGUAGCAAGCAGUGUGGAAGGUCAAAGUUCAAUGGCCAAUUCAGCUGAUCUACAUUAUAUUGCUGAAAGGUAUUUGCUCACCGAGUAACCAGAGGAAUGCCUCAUUCUUAAUCCACAGGGUUUAAUAUUCUGUUGGCACACCAUUUGCAGCUGCAACAUCAUCUGGGAGGCUUUUGAUGAGAUUUAGAUGUGUGUUUAUGUCUGGAAGUCAUUGAGCCUGAUGUUGGUAGAAGCAGUCUGGACAUUGUUUUCAUCCUUUAAACUCAAAAUUUAUAGCAAUGUAUUUCUUUUUAAGUUAAAUCAAGUUGCAGCUGCUGGGCUGAUGAAAGCCUGGUGCAAAGACGGGAUUAAUUCAAUUUUGGUGGCCAUUAAAGUCAAGAGAAACAAGUGGAAAAACAAAACGCCUAAAGGUCAACAGGAAGCGAGGUGUCAUUUAUGUACUUGGAGACAUUUCUAGGAAGAAGAAACAAGAUUUUAAUCUGUUGACGUGAGGAUAAAAUUGAAUAAAAGUGUUAUGCUAAUUGGGGCAGAUAGAAUAAAACUAGACGAUUGACACAGUUUUGGUUCACAUUUCACUUGAAUUUCUUUCAAAGGUUUAUAAAACUGAGUCUCUGUUACAUUAAUGAAAUAAAGGCUGAAUGUACAGCGACAUGCUUUCACAAUU
This is a messenger RNA of Xiphophorus maculatus (southern platyfish), 9819 nucleotides long. RefSeq names its product calpain 7 (gene capn7). NCBI's taxonomy places the organism in Eukaryota, Metazoa, Chordata, Actinopteri, Cyprinodontiformes, Poeciliidae. The record is from RefSeq and is a predicted model, not a curated record. Bases 2001 to 4466 code for a protein of 821 amino acids. Gene Ontology annotation, molecular function: calcium-dependent cysteine-type endopeptidase activity. The transcript is spliced from 21 exons. Gene Ontology annotation, biological process: proteolysis.